Colletotrichum navitas is the source of this 1056-nucleotide messenger RNA. RefSeq lists its product as uncharacterized. The transcript has a single exon. NCBI's taxonomy places the organism in Eukaryota, Fungi, Ascomycota, Sordariomycetes, Glomerellales, Glomerellaceae. The record is from RefSeq and is a predicted model, not a curated record. Bases 104 to 871 code for a protein of 255 amino acids.
GACGGCGUCCCCCCUGUCGGCGAACGGCCUGGGACUUCUACCAGUAGUUUACUGCGUAGCACCGCCAAACACGCAGAGUGCCGGAUCCCUGCAGCGUCCGGCCAUGUCAGGAACCAAUCCUGCCCAACAACAACACCCAUUGCCCACACGAAAGCUUGUCCCUCUACCACCGGAAGCACUCGCUCGAGCAUCAACCAAACAAGCCCAACCCGUCCAAGACUGGAUUGACAACCCGGAUAGCGUUCUUGUAUCCGUAUCCUACACUACCGUCUCAUUCCCAUUUGGUCCCGUCGCCUUGCCUUGCUGGCUGCCCGUUCCAUUCUUCUACUCCGCUGCCCCCUCAAGGGUCCUCCUUUCCUCGCCUCUAGGACUCUUCUUCUCCGAUUCUUGUCGUCUCCUCGUCGUCGUCGUCGUCGUCUUUCAUGCAGACUCAAAAGAAGGCCCCCCAGUGACCCGACUCGAUCCCUCAAAAUCCGGCCUGACCAGCUCUGCUUUUGUGCCAUUGAGUCUCAACGCCUUCGUCCUGACGUCCAUCCUGCCUAUGGCUACGCGCUCAAGUCGAUUAAAUCAUCCCCCGUGGCACGAUACCAUCACCUUUCUUGUACCGCCACACCCCGUACGAAUCCCAGCACGCCGGCAAUACGUCGCCCAAACCUGCCGCACUACCCUGCAGUUAGUUCCCCGAGUCCCUGAUACGCCGCGUCGCUCGCCUGUCCGGCCUUUCCACCGCCCGCCAGCAAAAGGACCCAAUUUCGCUCCAGAGCCGAACCCUGCAGUCCACUCCAGUCUGCCGUGUCCUUCAUCAAUAUCGACACUCCGACAGUCAUCGAGGGAGCUGUCCGGAUCCAUUGCUCGUCCCGGCUCCAUCUGAUCAUCUGCACGCCUACACUCUAGUGUGCUGCUAUAUUUUGCAUCAUUCGCCUCCAGUCUCGGAGCCACGCUUGCAUCACUCACUCCGCCCGCCUUGCUUGUUGCCCCAGACGGCAUAGCUGCACUCGCACCCUGACUGGGCUCGUUUCUACCCACCCUGGUCUCCGUCCAGCAACACACACACAC